Messenger RNA from Elaeis guineensis (African oil palm), 1781 nucleotides. RefSeq names its product AP2/ERF and B3 domain-containing transcription repressor RAV2. Lineage: Eukaryota; Viridiplantae; Streptophyta; Magnoliopsida; Arecales; Arecaceae. The record is from RefSeq and is a predicted model, not a curated record. Gene Ontology annotation, molecular function: DNA-binding transcription factor activity; DNA binding. Gene Ontology annotation, biological process: regulation of DNA-templated transcription.
UUCCCACCACCCCUCCAGUUGACCCCAUGAACCUUAUAAUUAGUAGUAGACCCAUUUGCUAUAUAACACGCUUCUCCAGGUCUACGAGUCCAUAAAGCAAUCUCGGAUAUCUCCUUUUAGUUAAGCCCUUGCCCAGUUUCUCCUCCUCCUCCUCCUCCUCCUCUCUCUCUCUCUCUCUCUAUAUAUAUAUAGAUUGAUUCCCACCCUCUCUCUCCUUUGUCUCUGCAAAUACCUUCAUCCAUGUACGGCAGCUCCGUUGAAGAAGUGUCAAGCGAGUCCGAGAAGCGGCCGGCGCCCAUGCCAGAGCCGCUCCGCCGCAUGGGCAGCGGCGGCAGCGUCGUGCUCGACCCGACACCGGAUAUCGGCUUGGAGGCCGAGUCCCGAAAGCUGCCCUCCUCUCAAUACAAGGGCGUGGUCCCCCAGCCCAACGGCCGGUGGGGCGCCCAGAUCUACGAGAAGCACCAGCGGGUGUGGCUCGGCACGUUCGCCGAGGAGGCCGACGCGGCCCGCGCCUACGACGUCGCCGCCCAGCGCUUCCGCGGCCGCGAAGCCGUCACCAACUUCACUCCGCUCUCGGAGAACGACGACGACGGCGCCGCCGAGCUUGCCUUCCUCGCCGACCACUCCAAGGCGGAGAUUGUGGACAUGCUGCGCAAGCACACCUACUGCGACGAGCUCCGGCAGAGCAAGCGCGCCGGAACGACCAGCGGGAGCACCGUCGGUAAGAGAAACCCGCUGAGCUCAUUAGGAUUAGCUCGCGACUUAUUGUUCAGCAAGGCUGUGACGCCGAGCGAUGUCGGGAAGCUGAACCGGCUGGUGAUACCGAAGCAGCACGCCGAGAAGCACUUCCCGCUGAAGUGCGGCAGCGGCACUACCGGGAUCCUGCUCAAUUUUGAGGACGCAAGUGGGAAGAUAUGGAGAUUUCGGUACUCCUACUGGAACAGCAGCCAGAGCUACGUACUGACCAAAGGAUGGAGCCGGUUUGUGAAGGAGAAGAGCUUGAAACCAGGAGACAUGGUUUGUUUCCGGCGGUCGAGGGGGCCGGAGAAGCAGCUUUAUAUCGAUUGGAAUCCGCGAGGGGUGGCGGCGGAUUUGAUUGCUCCGCAGGUGGUGAGGCUGUUUGGGGUGAACAUUUUGAGAACUCCGGUUGGGUGUGGAGGUUGUCCCGGUGGUGGUGGGGAAGGGAAGAGGGGGAGAGAGAUGGAGUUGUUUCCACCGGAGCAGUUCGUUAAAAAGCAAUACGUCGGAGCUCUGUAGUACUAGCUUUAUCUGUCUUUUUUUUUUUUGCUUUUAUUUUUUCAUGCAGGGGAAAUGUACAUCGUGUAGAGAUGGUAAAAAAGUUGAUGCUUGGUGGCAGCAACGGAACGCUUUAAAAGCAAAUAUAUUUUGCUCAUUUUCUCUCUGUUGUGAUUCAUGAGUACGAGUUUGAUGGCGAUUUCGGUCACCAAGAAACUUUAAGAGGCUAAGCUGGUACUCGCUGGUAACCGAGCUAUGAGAACGAGCUGUUGCUGCGUCGCUCCAAAUCUAAGAUUCUUAAUACAAUGAAUAUGACUUGCCAAUUAAACAAUUCAGUGAGCAUAUAUAUCUAUACAAAUCUCAGUGGCUGAAAGGGGAUGGAAAUCAAGAAUACAUAACCUAUUUGGCCAAAUAAUGACAGAGAUCUAGAUGAUGGACUUGAAUGACUGGAUAAAUUCAAAACCAAAAUCAUGAUUGUUCUUUUUUUGGUCCCUUGUUGCGAAAUUUUGAACUGAAAAGCAUCCUCUUCAUCGUCUUUUGGCUAU